Molecule: messenger RNA, 1570 nt
Organism: Branchiostoma floridae (Florida lancelet)
Lineage: Eukaryota; Metazoa; Chordata; Leptocardii; Amphioxiformes; Branchiostomatidae
Product: eukaryotic translation initiation factor 3 subunit G-like
Exons: 13
Coding region: 126-1067 (313 amino acids)
Cellular component (GO): eukaryotic translation initiation factor 3 complex; cytoplasm
Molecular function (GO): RNA binding; translation initiation factor activity
Source: RefSeq, a predicted model, not a curated record
AAAGAAAAAAAUUGCCUUUGGUGAGAAUUACCCAUCAGCCCUAGCUCAGGCGCCAUUUUGCUUUGCGGAAAACGUGAGGAUUGUGAAAUAAUUUCGGCGAUUUUCAACCAAAAAAAGAAGCCGAAAUGCCAUCUGUGGAGCCAGACAAUAAACCCAGCUGGGCUGACCAGGUGGAGGAUCUUGAUGAUGAUGUUGAUGAUGUCCCCACUACUUCUGGAUCAAGCAAAGUAGAUGCCCACAUCACCCUAUCUGAUGAAGAGCUGCCCCCGCCGGAGGAAGUGAUUGAUGGGGACACAAAGGUCAUCACAGAGUACAGCAUCAAUGAUGAAGGGAAGAAAGUCAAGAUCAUCAGAACAUACAGGGUGGAAACCAGGAAGGCCUCCAAAACUAUUGCAAGAAGAAAGGCCUGGCCCAAGUUUGGUGACUCGGAGUAUGAUGGUCCAGGUCCAAACCCCUCCACUACAGCCAUCUGUGAUGACAUCUUUAUGACAUUUGUCACCAACAAAGAGGAAGCACUGAACGACAAAGAAGAAGACCCCAUGGCUAAGCUGAAGGGCACCAGAAUCGUGCAGUGUCGUAUCUGUAAGGGCGACCAUUGGACCACCAAGUGUCCGUACAAGGACACCCUGGGACCCAUCCAGGAGGAACUGGAGAAGUCUGACAAGCCUGGGGAGCCUGGAGCAGCAGGGGCCAAGGGUGAAAAACCUGAGCAGGCCGCUCCCGCCAGAGCUGCCGGAGGGAAGUAUGUUCCACCCAGUCUGAGGGGGGCCAACAGGGGCCCGGGAGAGUCCAUGGCACAGAGAAGGGAUGACCAAGCGACAAUUCGUGUCACAAAUCUGUCAGAGGACACGCGGGAAUCUGAUCUCCAGGAGCUGUUCCGACCCUUUGGCGCCAUCUCUCGUAUUUACCUGGCAAAGGAUAAGGUCACGCACCAAUCCAAGGGCUUUGCCUUCAUCAACUUCCACCGCAGAGAAGACGCAGCCAGAGCGAUAACAGGUGUCAACGGAUUUGGUUACGACAACCUCAUUCUCAAUGUGGAGUGGGCAAGGCCCUCCAAUCAACAGUAGGGUAAGGAAAUGAAGAACCCCACCACAAAUUACAAGAGACCCAAGUUUUCACUUCAACACCAGACAACUACACACAACUGUACAAUGAUAAAUGAUCCAUAGUGCACUUAAACAGUACUGUUUACCAUCACAAUUUACCAAGUUAAGAUCUUAAUAGCUGCCCAGGAACAAGGAAUUAAAACUGUAUAAUUCGUAGUAUUUGUGUGCAUACAAAUAGAGAGAGUACAUAUACAGUGUACUUUACUUAAUCUCCUAGAGGGUUCAAAAAGUGUUUACAUGGUCGUAUACAAAUGUAAGUUAUACACUCAAGAACCAGAUUCUUUAGGAAAACUUCUGAGUACAAUGUAGGUAGUUACAGUAUACGGCAAGAUGGUAAAAAAAAGAUGUCUGGAAAAAAAGGCUUUUUGGAGAUCAAUUCAAGGCAUAAUUGUUUGAUAUCAUGAAACCUCUUUUGACUGUUAGUCAUAUUUCAACACCAAUUGAUUAAAUUGAUAUGGACUGUA